Neurospora tetrasperma FGSC 2508 is the source of this 1273-nucleotide messenger RNA. RefSeq lists its product as uncharacterized. The coding region runs from base 336 to 674 and encodes 112 amino acids. The record is from RefSeq and is a predicted model, not a curated record. Lineage: Eukaryota; Fungi; Ascomycota; Sordariomycetes; Sordariales; Sordariaceae. The transcript has a single exon.
UCCCUUUCCCCCUCCUUCCACAUUCCAAUCUGGAUGUUACUGUAAACUGCAACUGCGACGUUGAAGCGAAAACAUUGGAUAGCGACGAUAGUUCUUUUUCCUGCCAUUUCUUGAUACCCAACUUAUACAACGAACACCGAGAAUCGACCUUCUCUCUGACUACCUCCAAAUAACACCACACCAAAAACCUCAACUUUCACCACCAACCAACCUUGUACAACACACAACGAUCAUCAACACACCUCAAACCACCUCUACCACAUCAGAAGCAACCAACCAACCAACCAACCUAACAACAACAACACAACAACACCCCAGGAAAACCUACAAACAACAUGUCUUCAACAAAAACCGCCGCUCCUUCCAGCAUCAUCACCUCCGCCCCCUACUCCGACCUCACCGAAACCCUAACCAAGUCAUCCACGUCUUCUACCUCCCCCGUCACCACCAGAAGCAAAUCGCACUCGCAAAGCUCAACCUCCUCCUCCUCCUCAGACGCCUACGCCCAAAGAGCCAUGAACCACACUUCGACAUGGCAACCCAAGCUCGACCGCCGACAGAGCUGGUCGCAGGAACAGUACAAGCAUGAAAUGCAGCUGAGGAGCGGAUCAACAGGCGGGAGCGUGAGGAAGGUUGGGGAGGAGGGGUUUACUGAGGGGGGACAUGGGUAUUGAGACCGAGAGAAAUUGAGGACGGUGGUGAUUGAUGAAGAUGGUGAUGAUGAUUGAAGGUGAUUGGGGGUGGAAAACGGAAUCCGUCACGAUUGAGGGGAAAUGAUCGAUCCCAGGAUGACAGACUGACAUACUGUCUGUCUCUCUUUGGUGAUAUCAGCAUCGACAUUGGACAACAUACAAGACAUGAUGAUCCAAGUUCUCGGCACGCGUCACAGUACAGCACGACACAACAAGACACAACGCAACGGAAGUUCGUGGAAUGGAAAUGGCAUUGGAUUCAGCAUGUUGGCGCGGGAUGAAUCGGAAUCGGUUAACAUAUGCCAUUGACCGUACCUUAUUCCUUUUUUUUUUCUCUUUUCAAAUUUUUUUUUCUUUUCUUCACCCUACAAAAUGGCGACAGAAGUUGGGAGGCACUAGUCACACGGACGAACCCGAAUGGCGAGUUGAGGAGGGGACGGGAAAACGGGGGGUGGGGGUCAUGAAAUGACGUACUUUGUACUACUAUCACGAGCUCUAAACGGUGUUACCUUAGCAGGCGCCUGUCUGUAUAGUUAUUGUAUGAUUCAACAUUCGCUACAAUUCAUCACCUUCCAAAGGCC